Sinocyclocheilus anshuiensis is the source of this 1326-nucleotide messenger RNA. Its product is annotated as zinc finger protein Gfi-1b-like. Lineage: Eukaryota; Metazoa; Chordata; Actinopteri; Cypriniformes; Cyprinidae. The transcript is spliced from 7 exons. Gene Ontology annotation, molecular function: DNA-binding transcription factor activity, RNA polymerase II-specific. Bases 153 to 1157 code for a protein of 334 amino acids. The record is from RefSeq and is a predicted model, not a curated record. Gene Ontology annotation, biological process: regulation of transcription by RNA polymerase II. Gene Ontology annotation, cellular component: nucleus.
AACUCAACGCAACCAACUCACAGCGAUGCAGUGCUUAAGUUUCUAAACAUCACAACGGAUUUCCCUGCGCUUUUCAACGCGAAGUUUGCCACUCAAACAAUCAAAGGACCUUAAACAUUAAGUUUUCCGUUUUUUUCCCCCCCAGAAUCAUCAUGCCACGAUCAUUUUUGGUGAAAAGUAAAAAGUCUCACAAUGUGCACCGACCCAUCGACACCGAGCAAAGUGAACAGAAACUCCCGGACCCAACACCCAAAACAAUCCCAGCACUGGUCCCUGUGGAACCAGAGGAAUGUAAUUCCCCAGAGCGGCCCCAGGUAGAUUCGGUCACUCGGCCGUCCCAUAGAGACCCGUAUGAUUUCAUCAAGUGUGAGCGAGAGCCCGACUGCCCAAUGCCUUCGCUACCUGAGCUGCCUGUCACAACCAGACGGCCAUUUUACCUAUCUGAGCCUCAGCUGGCAGAGUUCCCUCCCUACUACAAGAGCUCUUAUACCUGGGAUCAUGUUCCUGCAGCAUAUGACUUCAGGCAGAUGGGCUUCUCUCCAUCGCUCCUGCAGCACGCCAGCAGCCUGUAUGGAGCUCAUCUGAAGCAGAGCUCUGAGCCUCAACAACCACUGGACUGCAGCACACACUACUCACCCACGUCUAACACCUACCACUGCAUUACCUGUGAUAAGGUGUUUUCCACCCCUCAUGGGCUGGAGGUUCACGUCAGACGUUCUCACAGUGGCACGCGUCCCUUUGGAUGCAGCAUCUGCAGAAAGAGCUUCGGCCACUCUGUCAGCUUAGAGCAACACAUGAACGUCCACUCUCAGGAAAGAAGUUUUGAGUGCAAGAUGUGCGGAAAGACCUUCAAACGCUCCUCAACGUUGUCCACUCACCUGCUGAUCCACUCAGACACACGGCCGUACCCCUGCCAGUACUGCGGCAAGAGAUUCCACCAGAAAUCCGAUAUGAAGAAACACACCUACAUCCACACAGGUGAGAAACCUCACAAAUGCCAGGUGUGUGGCAAGGCCUUCAGCCAGAGCUCUAACCUCAUCACACACAGCCGCAAACACACCGGAUUUAAGCCGUUCAGCUGCGAGGUCUGUUCCAAAGGCUUCCAGAGGAAGGUAGAUCUUCGCAGACACCACGAGAGCCAGCACAGCCUUAAAUAACGGAGGCUGCAUAUGGCGUCGCAGACAGCGGCGAGGAAAUGAAGACCACCGAUGGCUGGAAAAAAAGACCGUUGCUUCAGAGGAAUGCGUUUCUCUAAGUAGACUCAUGUUAAAGGGAUAGCGCACACAAAAAUGUACUAUUCUAUCAUCAUUUACUCACCCUCAUGUU